AUUGUGUCUUUCCCACUGUAAUGUUCAUUACAUUUUCUACAGGUGAUUUUGAAAAUUGUUGCCUGUCCUAUGCCAAGGUAACACAGUAUUCAGGGCUUUAUAAGCAUAUCAGAUACUAUCAACUACAAGAAAUCAGUGAAAGCUGUAACAUGAGAGCUGUGAUAUUUUAUUUAAAAAAGAGAAUUAUCUGUGCUAAUCCAAUGGAACAAUGGGUAGGACUAGCAAUAAAACAAUUUCACAAAAUGAAAUACCCAAAACAUCAGCAGAUGAAGGCAAUGUAUUCUGGAUAAUAUGCAGAGUAUUUUCUGCAAAAGGAAAAGUGAUGAAACAUGACAUUGAAAAUGAGUUUCCGUUUGGCAAGAAUGUAUCAUGUUAACAUUAUUUAGCUUAAUCUAAAAAAUAAUAUUACCAGAGCAUAAUGGAAAAUAAUCAUGUUCUAACUACAUACAUUAUAAUGGCUUUAUAUUGUUUUUGGGAUGUUACUAUAAUGUCCCUAAAUUAGCGCCCAUGACCUCUCUGUUCUGCUGGCUAAUUUUCAUCUUUUAUGUGGCUUAGUGCCUGACUGCAGAAUAAGUAUAAACAAAAAAGCUAAUACAGCAUUGUUUACAUUUCAUGCCCCCCAAUAUUUAAAUUUGAAAAAGAGGAAUCACAUGUUUCUGUCAGAAAUUCCACCCACUUCCCAAAGGCCCACCAGUUUUGAAGUGAUUCAGGUCAAUGGAAAACAGGACACGUUAAAUGUAACGAUGAAGGGUUCACCCAAACCUGAAAUGUCAAGAAAAUUGUUCUGCUGCCCUUACAGUAAAUAAAACCUUCCUGGUGAUGUCAAAAGCUCUGUAAGUAAGCAAAAUUACUGUAUGAUGUAUUGUUAUUUUGAGAUGGCUCUGUGAUUAAAUAAAGUAAUGUGUUUUUAUAUAUUA
Messenger RNA from Xenopus tropicalis (tropical clawed frog), 917 nucleotides. RefSeq names its product C-C motif chemokine ligand 25 (gene ccl25). Gene Ontology annotation, molecular function: chemokine activity. The coding region runs from base 21 to 290 and encodes 89 amino acids. Lineage: Eukaryota; Metazoa; Chordata; Amphibia; Anura; Pipidae. Gene Ontology annotation, cellular component: extracellular region. The record is from RefSeq and is a predicted model, not a curated record. Gene Ontology annotation, biological process: cell chemotaxis; immune response. The transcript has 3 exons.